AUGCAUCUGGAGGGCUUCUUUGUCCUUCUGGGCAGCAAUGUUCUACGGGACGCCGAUGCCAUUCUGCCGGCCGCCCAGGCACUCCUUGAAAGAGGCGAAGAAGACCAGGCGGUUGACGGCGGCAGGGGGGAGAUGCCGUGGACCGUAGCGAUGGCCAACACCAUCGGCAAGUUGUACGUAACUACAUACUGGGGGAAUGCGGCCGCAUUCGAGGUGUUUCUGGCAUCUCUGACCUUGGCUCUUCGGGGCGAGAAUGUGGACCGCGCCUUCUGGGGACUCGGCUCCGGCGGCGUCGGCCAAUCUCUGCAGACAGCUCACCUGGAAGCCAUACUCGGGCAGUACCAUUCGUGCCUGGAUAUGAACAUCUACUUCGUGGACGAGGAGAUGCGGAAGCAGGCGGCCAGUCUCGUCGGCAAAAUCGUGGUCACGGGGCAGGAGAGUGUGCAAGGUUCUCGCCGGCCGAUGAGAGAAGAUAUUUACAAGAAGCACAUCUCGGCUGACAAGGUGCCUGAAAGACUUCCGUAUGCUAUACAAACAGCCUUAGUGGAACUUCGCGGGUGGAAGCGGUUCGAGCUGAAUGCCUUGCCCAAGUUCCUCGGUCAGUUCAGCGGUGUGACUGAAGAGAACGUCGAUUCCAUCAUGCGGCGCACUGCUGUUUGCAGAUUCAAAAGCUCAUUCGUCGACAUGGCCAAGCUUCCAGACGUGGAAGACAGGGAAAAACUAGCAGCUGCACAUGGCAUCUUUCCGCGAGAUCCCACGCUGAAGGACUUUCUCCGGGACAAGCCGGCCUGUCUCGUCACGCUUCGCUGUAUCUGGAAUUACGCCAGACGCAAGACAGCUGAGCAGUGCCGAAACGUCCUGGAGCAAUAUGUCGUGCAUGGCGGGGACGAAGGGCUGACGCGUUCCAGUGUUCGCCGCAGUUGCGGACUGACUGUGGAAGAAACAGUGACGAAAGAUCCGAUCCAGGAAAUACUGACAGGCUUGGCCGAGAAGGGGAAGAAGAAAGAUGAGGAUCGAACCGCGCAGCAAAAGGAAGAUGAUGCCUUUUUGCAACAAAUCUGCACAUGGCUUCGUCAAGAGCGCAAAGAUUGGUUUACUGUGGCGCAGCUCAAAGUAGCCAAGAACAAGUAUGUGUUCGACUUCAACAAGCAAAACGCUCAGACAUAUAUCCAGAGGCUUGCCAAAGCAGGCAAACUCAUUGGAACGUCUGCAGUUCUGCCCAAGGUCGGCCAAUGUGAGGUGUAUCUGCCGAUGAUUUCUUUUGAAACGCCAUUGGAGGAAGCAGUGCCCCAGACAUUCGACGAAAAUCUGUUUUUCCCGGAGAAGUAUGAUGUGUCCAAUAUGCAACGACGACUCGCGCCGGGUUCAUCCAGAACUUUGAACCUGAAGAUUCUGGCGCAGUUAUACCGCAAGCGCCAUCAGCCAGAGGGCACAGGCAAGAAACGUGGGGCACCCCGGCGCCGCCUGGAUGCAGAAACAGACGAUGCGCAGCUGGCCCAGCAACUUCUUCAGACCCUUGAUCGUGAGAAUAGCAUUUUCGCAAAGGUUGCCAGAGCCCUGGACGCUUCGCAACGGGAGCAAAGUCAUGCUUGCGAGAGUCUCGUUUUCCAGCAAGAGUACUACUAUCCACAAAAAACUCGAUGUCGUCGAUACGCGACAGGCACUGUCGGAGCACAGGGCGUCUCGCGCUUGGCUCGAGCAAUCUGCUUCCCGGACACACUCGACUACGACAUAGUCGCAUCUAUGUUCAACAUCGUCGUGCAGCUUGUGGAUCUCGUCAAGCCAAAAGAUGUGGAACUGCCAUCAUGGCGUGCCGUGGUGGCAGAUCGAGCCAAUACGUGCCGGCAGGAGUUAGAUUGCAGCGAAGCAACUGGCAAGCAAGUGCUCAUCGAGGUCGCUUGUGGAGCUGUUGUGACAAAGUUCUCCCACCUUGGCGGGCAGGCCGUUCGCUUCCUGAAUGCUCUUUCAGAUGAAAGCAGGCAGCUCCGGUGGCUAGCGUGUUCCCAAAUGCAAAAGGAGUACAACGAGUUACGACAACAUUCCAAGAACACAUGGCCAGAGGCUAGCAUCUUCUCUUCAUGGUGGACGUCUGCGGAAGAUUACAUUCUCCAGUAUAUGAUCGAGGAGGUCCAACAGCAUGGAGUGCAGGGGCAUUUAUCCUGUCAUUUCGAUGGACUGCUGCUAGGGCGUGAAAUGGUGGAGACCAUCCAGUGCAAGACCGGUAAGACCAUGGACGUUCUUCUGCAGGAUGCUGUGAUGCGACAGACACCAUUUCGAAUCCGGUUGAAAGAGAAGACUGUCCAAACCCUUGACGCGCAGCUUGCCCGCAGCAUGACGCAGAUCACCUCUUGGACCGGUCUUGGUGUCCAUACGGACUUGCUGGCAGCCGUCCCUAACUCCAUCCCAGCGGCCAUGGUCUUUCUCGGUGUGGAUUUAGAGGUGGUGGUGGCUCGUCUCAGGAUGGAGACACCCGCAAACACACGAGCCCACGCUCGCCGUAUUCGACAGUACUCCGACUGGCACGGCUGUGAUGGCGUCUACCUGUUGCCCACGCGAUGCUGCACAACAGAUAUGAGUAUGAACUUCUUGUUGCAUAUGGAGUUGCCUGAAGCAUCCUUCUGCAUGGGAGUCAAAGUCGGCGACGGCAAUACCAUUGCUGUCAUGCAUAACGGAAAACUAUACGAGGGCACCCGUCCCGCUCUAGUAGAACUGAUAGAUGCUUAUGUGGGCACGAAGGAGACGUUCUGUUUCCAGACAAAAGCAGAUGACCCAGAGUUAGAUGAAACCGAGGGCUCAUUUCUGGAUCUCCUCGCUGGCUCCUCGGCUGUGGGUUCAUCUCGCAAGCGACCGGCGGCUGCUAUGGAAGACCUUGGUCCUCGAAAUGAAGGCGAGGUGGUCGUGGGCAUCGAACUCCGGAAUCUUCUCCAAACCGAAGUCGAGGUGUCCAUGGAAAAGAUGAAGCAG
Molecule: messenger RNA, 2964 nt
Organism: Symbiodinium sp. CCMP2456
Lineage: Eukaryota; Dinophyceae; Suessiales; Symbiodiniaceae
Source: the annotation of a GenBank genome assembly